CAAAUAAAAAAAUAUUAGUCAAAUAUCUUUGAGCUCAAAUAAAAUUCUUUCACAUAUAAAAACAACAGAUAAAUCAAAAUCAUUAUUAUACGCGCAACAACAACCAGCUCACUUUAAUUUUUCUUGAUUGAAAUUUAAAUGUUUGGGUGUAAAAAACGGUUUUCUGCUUCCAUUUUUUGAAUUCGAAAAAGAUCGGCCAAAAUGUUGAAAGACAAAGACAACUCUAAUGGACACAUGGACAUCUCAGACAGCCUCCCCUCCCUCCAGUUCGAGACUGCCCUGACAGCUGAACAAAGUCUCCUCCUCCCCCUCAGAUCCAGAGCACACUGUAGCACCACUGGGUGUCUAGUCAGUGCCUGUUAUCUGGUCAGUGUGAUGAAUGCCACCAGGAAAGAAGUGUUUGUGGCCAAGAACAAAACGAGGGCCGCUCAGAGAAUCAUGCAGAUGGGAAUAGAUGGAGAUCCGGCUAAAAUUGGAAUCAUCGGCUGUGGACGUCUAGGUCGGCAAUUGAUCAAAGUUCUCAAAACAUACUCCAACGUAUCAAACGAGCUCAUUUACGUGUCGACUCGUAGACCCGAAUCGCUCUCGGAUUUCGCCAACGCAGGAAUGAAUGUCGACUUCAACAAUGUCUGGGUUGCUUCAAAAUGCGACGUCAUUUUUAUCUGUUGUUUACCAGCUGUGGUGAAUCAAAUCUGCGCCGAAAUCAAAAACCAUCUCACGCCUGACAAGCUUAUAUACUCGUUUGUAGCUGGAUACACAGCUAAGAAAAUGGCGAAUAUCAUGAAUUUCACAAAUAUUAUCAAACCGGAUUUCAAUUGGACAGAUUUGUCUUCGAAGUUACCGUGGAGUGUUGCAGUUUUGCCGAGUGAUUGUCUUGGUAAAAAACAGUUAGUCGAGAAAUUCUGCCCUCUUUUUGAAUUAACACAGCCAAUUGUGGAUGAUGAAUCGGAAGAGAGAUUGCCAGUGUUGCCUGUUUUUCUUGACAUGCACUGGUUGAUGAGGGUUGUGUAUGCGUGUGUUAACUAUGCAACUAGCCAACAGGUGAUGUCUGAUGUAGCUGUUGAUAUCGCAAAUAAGGUAUUCUUCCAAAGUGUCAAAAUGGAAACCACGAUGAAGGAAAUCCUCUUAGAAGAACACUUCCAUCUGCCGCCUGAAAGUGUAGCUACACAGCUGUUCGAAACGACAGAAAGUGACCACAGCACCUACUUGGAACAGACAAACAUCAGCAUGCACCAGAGCACACCAGCUGAAGCCUAUUUCCCCUAUUGGGAUCUGACAAGUGUCGGCUCGAAAGUUCAAUUAGCCGAUGUGCUGAAAGGGAGCAAGAGUUUGAGGAGAGCGUUCAUAAAAAGAUUUUCUGCGAGUUUUGACAAAGUUAUACAGUUUUGAGGAGUUGAAUUUUUCUAGAAAUGAUUUUAUGGAAAUUAAGUUUUCAAUUAUUGAUUACACUUGCGAUUAAAUACUUUCAUGAUUGCACGAGUCUAAGCAUUAGUGUGAUUUUUCGUGUUUU
This is a messenger RNA of Symsagittifera roscoffensis, 1510 nucleotides long. Its product is annotated as NADP-dependent oxidoreductase domain-containing protein 1-like. Gene Ontology annotation, biological process: L-proline biosynthetic process. Bases 202 to 1389 code for a protein of 395 amino acids. Gene Ontology annotation, molecular function: pyrroline-5-carboxylate reductase activity. The transcript has 3 exons. NCBI's taxonomy places the organism in Eukaryota, Metazoa, Xenacoelomorpha, Acoela, Convolutidae. The record is from RefSeq and is a predicted model, not a curated record.